This is a messenger RNA of Clupea harengus (Atlantic herring), 4497 nucleotides long. RefSeq names its product interphotoreceptor retinoid-binding protein like (gene irbpl). The record is from RefSeq and is a predicted model, not a curated record. Gene Ontology annotation, molecular function: retinol binding; serine-type peptidase activity. Lineage: Eukaryota; Metazoa; Chordata; Actinopteri; Clupeiformes; Clupeidae. Gene Ontology annotation, biological process: proteolysis.
CUCGGGGAAAUAAUCAAUAAUAAUAAUGAUCUGUAGCUCGGGUAAAUAAUCAAUAAUAAGCAUGAUCUGUAGCUUGGGUAAAUAAUCAAUAACUAUGAUCUGUAGCUUUGGGGAAAUAAUCAAUCAUGAUCUGUAGCUCGGGCAAAUAAUCAAUAAUUAUGAUCUGUAGCUCAAGUAAAUAAUCAAUAAUAAUCUUGAUCUGUAGCUCGGGGAAAUAAUCAAUUAUUCUAAACUCCAUACCAUACUCACCAGUCCCACAUGAUGUAACUGAAGUGUAUGUCUACAUCACAGAUGGCUUGAAAUAUAAGACAUAAACUAUUACUUUUGGUAUGUAGGUCAUAUAUGCCCUAAAAAUGAAAGACUUGUCUUACAGUCCUUUUUAAUCAUCAUUUUUGAUGUUAGAGUGUUAUUGUGUAGCUGAUGCCCUGAAGAUAAUGCGAUUAAGGGGUUUAGGACAAGCGAAAGCAGCUUAUCCUGUUGUUGUUGUUAUCCAAAACCGGGGGGGGGGGGGGGGCAGUCUCAUCUAACAAAGGGACAGCUUCCUCCCAUGAAUGGAACAAAAAUCAAACUAGAAAAGCCGUAAAAGAUCAGUUUUAUUCAGCAUUCAGGGGAGGAUGGCGAGGACCGCGUUGCUGCUGGCCGUCCCGGCGAUGCUCUGCCUCUGGUCCGCCGGAGGCUCCUUCCAGCCCGCCCUGGUGUUGGAUAUGGCCAAGGUCCUGCUGGACAACUACUGCUUCCCCGAGAACCUGCUCGGCAUGCAGGAGGCCAUCCAGCAGGCCAUCAACAGCGGAGAGAUCCUGCGCAUAACCGACCGCAAAACACUCGCCGGCGUGCUGUCCGCUGGAGUGCAGGGCGCCCUCAACGACCCCAGGCUCGCGGUGACCUUUGAACCCAGCUACGUUCCCGUGACGACACCGGCGCUGAGCCUGAUGUCCCGGGAGCAGCUGGUGCACCUGGUCAGGAGCUCCACUAAACUGGAGGUGUUCGACAACGGCGUGGGCUACCUGAGGAUCGACCGCAUCAUCGGCAGGGAAACGGCGGCCAAACUGGGGCAGUUCCUCCAGGACAACGUCUGGAACAAAGUGGCCCGCACCAAGGCCCUGAUCUUUGACCUGCGCUACAGCAUAGGAGGCGAGCUGUCAGGGAUGCCCUACGUCAUCUCCUUCUUCUCAGACCCCGGGCCUCCGACACUCAUCGAGACGAUUUACGACCGCCCCUCGAACACCACCAGGAAGCUGUGGACGUUGCCACGGAUCCCGGGGCUGAGGUACGGCAAGCGCAAGGACCUGAUCGUCCUGACCAGCAAGCGCACCAACGGGGCUGCGGAGGCGGUGGCGUCCGCGCUGAAGAACCGGAACCGGGCGAUCGUGAUCGGGGAGAGAACCUCCGGGGGAUCUGUGAAAGUCGACAAGAUACGGAUCGAUCGCUCGGGGUUCUACAUCACCGUGCCCACGGCCAGGUCCUCCAAUCCGGUGACGGGGCAGAGUUGGGAGGUGAACGGCGUCUCGCCCUCGGUCUCCGUCAGGCCGAAGGAAGCCGUCACCAAGGCGAAGGCCCUCCUCGCCGCCCGAGAGGGGAUACCGAAGGCAGUCCGGAGUGUCUCGAACCUCAUCAAGCGAUACUACGCAUCCAAGGACAAAGUCAAAGUCCUGCUCAACCACCUGGAGACCACCGACUUCUUCGCGGUCAUCUCGGAGGAGGACCUAGCAGCUAAGCUGAACUACGAGCUUCAGUCUGUGUGUGAGGACCCCCGACUGAUCAUCAAAACAACCAAAGCCGCCCCAGUGGCUGCAGAGGACCCCGAGGCACCGGACGACUCCAACCUGAACACGCUGGUGGACGAGGUUUUCAAAGUGCAAAUCCGGCCUAGUAAGACUGCAUAUCUACAAUUCGACAGAUUCCUCGAUGCUGCCACCCUCUCCAAACUCGAGGACCAGAUGGUACAGAAAGUCUGGGAGCCAAUCAGAGACACUGAUAAUCUAGUGAUCGACCUCCGCUCCAACUCAGGUGGCCCCUCUGAGGGCCUGUCAAUCAUCCUGUCCUACCUGCACGACCGUGCCCCACCCCUUCAUUUCUUCACCAUCUACGACUCCAUCCAGAACACCACGACCGAGUACCGCACUUCACCCGCCAUCCGGGGGCCGACCUACGGGUCCAAGCGGAACAUCUACGUGCUGGUAGGGUGCCAGACGGCCGCGGCGGGAGAGGAGUUUGCCUACCUGAUGCAGUCCCUCCGGCGCGGCACGGUCAUCGGGGAGAUCACGUCCGGCAACCUGCUGCACUCACGCUCCUUCCUGGCUGAGGGCACCGGCAUCGUCGCCACGGUGCCCGUCGUAAACUUCGUCGACAACAACGGAGAGUGCUGGCUGGGCGGUGGGGUGGUCCCCGACGCCAUUGUCCUGGCGGACGAGGCAGAGGAGAUGGCGGACGAGAUCAUCCGGUUCCACGGGGAGACCCACGGGCUGGUGGAGGGCGCGGGACAGAUCCUGGAGGACCACUACGCCCUUCCCGAGGUGGCGGGCAAGGUCAGCAGCGACCUCCGGGCCAAGUGGCAGGAUGGGUCCUACCGCUCGGUGGUGGACUACGAGUCCCUGGCGUCGCAGCUGACCUCCGACCUGCAGGAGGCCUCGGGGGACCACCGGCUGCACGUGUUCUACUGUGACGUGGAGCCCGAGGCCAUGAUGCAGGAGUACCCCAAAAUCCCUUCCAACGAUGAAGCUGGGUACAUCAUCGACGCUCUCUGCAAAAUCGACCUGCUGCCAGGUAACGUUGGCUACCUGCGGGUGGACAUGAUGCCAGACGUGGAGGUGCUGAAGGUCAUCGGGCCUCAGCUGAUCCAACAGGUGUGGAGUAAGCUGGUGAACACGAGGGCGCUGGUCCUGGACAUGCGCUACAACACUGGCGGCCACUCCUCAGCCAUCCCUCUGCUCUGCACGUACCUGUUCGCCCCCGAGCCACUUAGGCACCUCUACACGGUCUUUGACCGAUCCUCCUCCUCCAUGUCAAAGGUCAUGACCUUGCCCCAGGUGGUGGGCCAGAGGUACGGCUCGGAGAAAGACGUCUACGUCCUCACCAGCCACAUGACGGGGUCAGCCGCGGAGGUGUUCACGCGCACGCUGAGCGACCUGCACAGGGCGACGGUGGUCGGCGAGCCCACCAUCGGGGGGUCGCUGUCGAGCGGCAUGUACCAGAUCGGGAGCAGCAUCCUCUACGCCUCCGUCCCCAACCAGGUGGUGCUGAGCGCCGUCAGCGGGAAGCUGUGGAGCGUGUCGGGCCUGGAGCCGGACGCUGCCACGCAGGCCUCGGAUGCGCUCAACGUCGCCAAGAGAAUCAUCGCGGCAAAGCAACUCAAACAGGAUUCCAAGAGCUAAGAGUCCAGCGCUGACCGCUGACCCUGCCGUAGUCUGACCCCUGCCCUAGUCUGACCCCUUCCCUAGUCUGACCCCUGCCCUAGUGUGUGUUGAACUCUGACCCCUGCCCUAGUGUGUGUUGAACUCUGACCCCUGCCCUACUGUGUGUUGAACUCUGACCCCUGCCCUAGUCUGACCUCUGCCCCCUGCCCUAGUGUGUGUUGAACUCUGACCCCUGCCCUAGUGUGUGUUGAACUCUGACCCCUGCCCUAGUGUGUGUUGAACUCUGACCCCUGCCCUAGUGUGACCCCUGCCCUAGUCUGACCCCUGACCUAGUGUGUGUUGAACUCUGACCUCUGCCCUAGUGUGUGUUGAACUCUGACCCCUGCCGUAGUCUGACCCCUGCCCUAGUGUGUGUUGACCUCUGAACCCUGCCGUAGUCUGACCUCUGACCCCUGCCCUAGUGUGUGUUGUUCGUGAUUGUUAAUUCUGUUUUAAAGGUAGGAAGUAUUGCAACAUGGGUUGCCAGGACACAAAGAGUUAAGCAGCUUUAUUCCUUAUGAUUAAAGUGGAGAUGUGUGUGUGUGUGUGUGUGUGUGUGUGUGUGUGUGUGUGUGUGGUUAUGUGUGAGGUCAAAUUCAGGACAAUUUCUAAGACCAAAAUCUUGGACUAAAAGGGACAGCUCUAAGUUCCAAUGUGGCAGGAUCUCACUAAGUAUUUGUGUUUAGUGAUUCAGAUGAGAUUUGAAAUCAUGAGAAAACAAUGUAAAGCACCUUUAUUUUAGAAAAUCAUAGAUUUAAAAAUUGAAGCACCUUAAUGCAUAAAUAUGAUCUUUUCAGAACAUGCCACUUACAAAGAGUUGCCUUCAAAAGGACUGACUAGGGGGUCACCUGUUAUAUAUUAUUAUACGGCUCUUCAGAAUGCUGUUCGUGUUAUAUGAUAUUAUUAUACGGCUCUUCAGAAUGCUGUUCGGCACGAUGGGAUUUGAAUUUUGGAUAACGAGCGGCGGACUAUAAAUCCCUUGCUGUGUGUGUUCUGGUAUAUUCCACUCCUCAUUCAUUCUUCAGAGUCAAUAGUGUUCAGCUCUAUUGUUGUUGUUAUUGUUCUUCACGUGCAUAUAUAUUUAUAUAUGUAUAUAUAUUCUAUA